Rana temporaria (common frog) is the source of this 8430-nucleotide messenger RNA. RefSeq names its product talin 1 (gene TLN1). The record is from RefSeq and is a predicted model, not a curated record. Gene Ontology annotation, biological process: platelet aggregation. Lineage: Eukaryota; Metazoa; Chordata; Amphibia; Anura; Ranidae. Bases 134 to 7813 code for a protein of 2559 amino acids. The transcript is spliced from 58 exons. Gene Ontology annotation, cellular component: focal adhesion; cytoskeleton; ruffle. Gene Ontology annotation, molecular function: actin filament binding; structural constituent of cytoskeleton; integrin binding.
GAAGAGCGCCCCUGGUGGUAGGUACGCGCUAUAGAGCGGAUCCCGGGCGGGGUCGGCAGUGAGAGAAGUCCGGAGAGAGGACGGCGGAGCGGUUUUUUUCCCAUUAGAAUAGUUCCCCCACCCCCGUGCAGCCAUGGUGGCCCUGUCGUUGAAGAUCAGUAUUGGCAAUGUAGUGAAGACGAUGCAGUUUGAGCCGUCCACCAUGAUCUAUGAUGCCUGUCGCAUGAUACGGGAGCGGGUGCCGGAGGCGCAGAUUGGACAGCCGAAUGAUUUCGGUCUGUUCUUAUCGGACGAGGAUCCCAAGAAAGGAAUCUGGCUGGAGGCGGGGAAGGCCCUCGAUUAUUACAUGUUACGGAAUGGGGACACCUUGGAGUACAGGAAGAAGCAGCGACCUCUGAAGAUCCGCAUGUUGGAUGGGACAGUGAAAACCGUCAUGGUGGACGAUUCCAAGACAAUGAGUGAUCUUCUGAUGACCAUCUGUGCCCGGAUUGGUAUCACCAACUACGAUGAAUAUUCUCUGGUGCGAGAAGUGUUUGAGGAGAAGAAGGAGGAGGUGACUGGAACCCUGAAACGAGACAAAACCCUUCUCCGGGAUGACAAGAAAAUGGAAAAACUGAAACAGAAGCUUCACACGGACGAUGAGUUGAACUGGCUGGACCCGGGGCGGACCUUAAGAGAACAAGGUGUAGAUGAAAAUGAGACUCUUCUUCUGAGACGGAAAUUCUUCUAUUCUGACCAGAAUGUGGAUUCCAGGGACCCUGUUCAGCUCAAUCUCCUCUAUGUGCAGGCUCGGGAUGACAUUCUGAACGGCUCUCAUCCGGUUUCCUUUGAUAAGGCCUGUGACUUUGCCGGCUACCAGUGCCUGGUGCAGUUUGGGCCACAUAAUGAGAUGAAACACAAGCCAGGUUUCUUGGACCUGAAAGAUUUUCUGCCGAAAGAAUACAUCAAACAGAAAGGAGAGCGCAGGAUCUUCAUGGCCCACAAGAAUUGUGCGAAUAUGAGUGAAAUUGAAGCCAAGGCACGAUACGUGAAGCUGGCCCGGUCCUUGAAGACGUAUGGUGUGUCCUUCUUUUUGGUGAAGGAAAAGAUGAAGGGGAAGAACAAGCUGGUUCCUCGUCUGUUGGGGAUUACUAAGGAAUGUGUGAUGAGGGUGGAUGAAAAGACCAAGGAGGUGAUCCAGGAGUGGAACCUGACCAACAUCAAACGUUGGGCCGCCUCUCCCAAGAGCUUCACCCUGGACUUUGGAGACUAUCAGGAUGGAUAUUACUCAGUGCAGACCACAGAAGGAGAACAGAUUGCCCAGCUCAUUGCUGGAUACAUCGAUAUUAUUCUAAAGAAGAAAAAGAGUAAAGACCACUUUGGUUCGGAGGGAGAUGAAGAAUCGACCAUGUUGGAGGACUCCGUGUCACCCAAGAAGUCCACGCUUCUUCAGCAGCAGUUUAAUUCGGUGGGCAAGGUGGAGCAUGGCUCUGUAGCUCUUCCGGCCAUCAUGCGUUCUGGGGCUGGAGGACCUGAAAACUUCCAGGUGGGCUCCAUGCCACAGGCUCAGCAGCAGAUCACAAGUGGACAGAUGCACUGGGGACACAUGCCACCCCUGACCUCGGCCCAGCAGGCCCUCACCGGUACGAUAAACUCAAGUAUGCAAGCUGUGAACGCUGCCCAGGCCUCCCUGGAUGACUUCGAUAAUCUGCCACCCCUGGGACAAGAUGCCGCUGCCAAGGCUUGGAGGAAGAACAAGAUGGAUGAAUCCAAACAUGAGAUCCACUCCCAGGUGGACGCCAUCACCGCAGGAACUGCCUCCGUUGUCAACCUGACCGCAGGUGAUCCCGCAGACACGGAUUACACAGCGGUGGGCUGCGCAGUCACAACCAUCAGUUCUAACCUGACGGAGAUGUCCCGCGGGGUGAAGCUUCUGGCGGCUUUGAUGGAGGACGAGGGAGGCAACGGAAGACAACUUCUCCAUGCGGCCAAGAACCUGGCAGGAGCCGUAUCUGACCUGCUGAAGACAGCCCAACCCGCCAGCACAGAGCCUCGACAGGUCCUCCUUCAGGCCGCCGGUAAUGUCGGUCAGACGAGCGGAGAAUUACUUCAGCAGAUCGGCGAGUGUGACACGGACCCGCGCUUCCAGAUCUCUGCAGCCAGGGUCACCCGCACAGCGAACGCGCUGCCUGAGCAGAAAACGGACAUGCUCAUGCAGCUGGCAAAAGCCGUGGCGAGUGCGGCGGCAGCUCUGGUACUGAAGGCAAAGAAUGUAGCCGAGCGAACGGAUGACCCCAUGCAGCAGGGCCAAGUCAUCGCUGCCGCCACGCAGUGCGCUCUUUCCACUUCUCAGCUGGUGGCAUGCACUAAGGUUGUGGCUCCAACCAUCAGUUCUCCGGUUUGUCAGGAGCAGCUGUUGGAGGCCGGAAAGCAGGUGGCCAAGUCAGUGGAAGGCUGUGUGGAGUCUUCCAAAGAAGCUACUGGAGACCCGGAACUCCUGAAGGCUGUCGGUGUGGCAGCAUCUGCUGUCACCCAGGCGCUCAACGACCUACUGCAACACAUCAAGAAGAAUGCCACCGGAGGACCUCCAACCGGCAGAUAUGACCAGGCCACCGAUACCAUCCUCAACGUGACCGAGAACAUCUUCAGCUCUAUGGGAGAUGCCGGAGAGAUGGUGCGACAAGCGCGAAUCCUCGCUCAGGCCACGUCGGAUCUGGUGGGCGCUAUCAAAGCAGAUGCCGAACAGGAAAGCGAUCUGGAGAAUUCCCGAAAACUUCUCAGCGCUGCCAAACUUCUGGCUGAUGCCACGGCUCGGAUGGUGGAGGCGGCCAAGGGUGCAGCUGCCAAUCCGGACAGUGAGGAGCAACAACAGAGGCUGCGUGAAGCUGCGGAGGGUCUGCGUAUGGCCACCAAUGCCGCCGCACAAAACGCCAUCAAGAAGAAGCUGGUGCACAAGCUGGAGCAAGCGGCCAAACAGGCGGCCGCUUCAGCCACGCAAACCAUUGCCGCCGCACAGAACGCUGCGUCCAGCAACAAGAACCCCGCCGCCCAGCAACAGCUGGUGCAGAGCUGCAAGGUUGUGGCAGAGCAGAUCCCGAUGUUGGUCCAGGGAGUUCGAGGCAGCCAAUCACAGCCGGAGAGUCCGAGCGCCCAACUGUCCCUCAUCAGUGCCGGCCAGAACUUCCUGCAGCCUGGCGGUAAACUGGUGGCGGCAGGGAAGGCCGCCGUCCCGACCGUCUCGGAUCCGGCAUCCGCCAUGCAGCUUGGUCAAUGCAUAAAGAACUUGGCUACCGCUCUAGCUGAGCUCCGCACCGCCGCACAGAAGGCACAGGAAGCAUGUGGACCUCUGGAGAUUGACUCUGCACUGAACCUCAUCCGUUCCCUGGAACAAGACCUAAAGGAGGCCAAAGCAGCUGCCAGAGAGGGCAAACUGCAGCCACUGCCCGGGGAGACGAUGGAGAAAUGCUCACAAGAUCUGGGGAGCAGCACCAAGGCAGUGAGUUCUUCCAUCGCACAACUUCUGGGUGAGAUUGUCCAUGGGAAUGAGAACUACACAGGACGUGCUGCCCGUGAUGUUGCCCAGGCCCUCCGUUCCCUGGCUCAGGCCAGCCGUGGAGUGGCCGCCAUGUCUGGAGAUCCGGCAGUGCAGAACGCCAUGUUGGAGUGCGCCGGAGAUGUCAUGGAUAAGGCUGGAAAUCUCAUUGAAGAAGCUAAGAGAGCCGUGGGAAAGCCGGCGGAUGCCGAGUGUCAGCAAAGAUUGGCUCAGGUGGCCAAGGCCGUGUCUCAGGCUCUGAGCCGAUGCGUCACUUGUCUUCCGGGACAGAGAGACGUGGAUGCCGCUAUAAAGAGCAUCGGAGAAGCCAGCAAGAAACUCCUGGCCACAUCUUUCCCCCCCAGCACCAAGACUUUCCAGGAAGCUCAGGGCCAACUGAACCAGGCUGCCGUCGGCCUCAACCAGUCAGCCAAUGAACUAGUGCAGGCUUCCCGGGGAACGCCUCAGGAUCUCGCCAAGGCUUCUGGGAAGUAUGGCCAGGACUUCAAUGAGUUCCUUCAGGCUGGAGUGGAGAUGGCAGGACAAUCACAGAACAAGGAGGACCAGUCCCAAGUGGUCUCCAACCUCAAGAGUAUUUCUCUGUCAUCCAGCAAGUUGUUACUGGCAGCUAAAGCACUUUCUGCGGAUCCUGCCGCUCCCAACCUGAAGAGCCAGCUGGCGGCCGCAGCCAGGGCUGUGACCGACAGUAUCAAUCAGCUGAUCACGGUGUGUACCCAGCAAGCCCCGGGACAGAAGGAGUGUGACAACGCUCUACGUGAGCUGGAGACAGUCCGAGAACUCCUCCAGAACCCGACGGAGCCAGUCAACGACCAGUCCUACUUCAACUGCCUGGACAGCGUCAUGGAGAACUCCAAGGUUCUAGGUGAGUCUAUGGCCGGAAUUUCUCAGCAUGCGAAGACCAGCAAUUUGCCAGAGUUUGGUGAGGCGGUCAGCACGGCAUCCAAGGCUUUGUGUGGCCUGACUGAGGCUGCGGCACAGGCUGCUUACCUUGUUGGCGUAUCAGAUCCCAGUAGCCGUGCCGCCCAGCAAGGUCUGGUGGAUCCCACACAGUUUGCCAGAGCCAACCAAGCUAUUCAGAUGGCCUGUCAAAACCUAGUAGAUCCGGCCUGCACCCAGUCACAGGUGUUGUCAGCUGCCACCAUUGUGGCUAAACACACCUCCGCUCUGUGCAAUGCAUGCCGCCUGGCAUCCACUCACACCUCCAAUCCCGUGGCCAAGAGGCAGUUUGUCCAGUCUGCCAAGGAGGUGGCAAACAGCACGGCGAACCUGGUGAAGACCAUCAAGGCUUUGGAUGGGGCAUUCAAUGACGACAAUCGGGCCAAGUGUCGUGAAGCCACCGUGCCGCUUAUCCAAGCCGUAGAGAACCUUACCGCUUUCGCCUCCAAUCCGGAAUUCGCCAGUGUGCCGGCCCACAUUUCCCAAGAGGGUCUCCAUGCCAUGGAACCAAUCAUCAGCUCGGCUCAGACCAUGCUGGAGAGCUCUUCUGGCCUCAUCCAGACCGCUCGUUCCCUGGCUGCCAAUCCCAAAGACCCGCCACAAUGGUCGGUGUUGGCCGGACACUCCCGGACAGUCUCUGACUCCAUCAAGAAACUCAUCACCAAUAUGAGGGACAAGGCCCCAGGACAGAGGGAAUGUGAUCAGGCCAUCGAGCUGCUGAACCAGGCGGUGAGAGAACUGGACCAGGCCUCGCUAGAAGCCAUCAGCCAGCAAUUGGUGCCGCGGGAGGGAAUCUCACAGGAGGCGUUACACAAUCAGAUGCAGACGUCUGUACAGGAGAUCAGCAACCUAAUAGAACCGCUGGUGGCGGCGGCCCGGGCGGACUCCUCGCAGCUCGGACACAAGGUCUCCCAGAUGGCCCAAUACUUCGAGCCUCUGACCAACGCCACCAUCGGAGCCGCCUCCAAGGCCAUCAACCACCAGCAGCAGAUGAACCUUCUGGACCAGACCAAGACGCUGGCAGAGUCGGCACUGCAGAUGCUUUACACCGCCAAGGAGGCCGGAGGCAACGCCAAGGGGGCCGGACACACCCAGGAAGCUUUGGAUGAAGCCGCUCAGAUGAUGCAUGAAGCUGUGGAUGAUUUGACGGGAACACUGAAUGAAGCUGCCAGUGCGGCCGGAGCUGUAGGAGGAAUGGUGGAUUCCAUCACUCAGGCCAUCAACAAGCUGGAUGAACAGCACAUCGGUGAGCCUGAGGGAUCAUUUGUGGACUAUCAAACAACCAUGGUGAAGACCGCCAAGGCUAUAGCAGUGACGGUGCAGGAGAUGGUCACUAAAUCCACCACCAACCCCGACGAACUGGGCACAUUGGCCAACCAACUUACCAAUGACUACAGUCAGCUGGCACAUGAAGCCAAACCAGCUGCUAUGACUGCCGAGAAUGAGGAGAUUGGAUCUCACAUCAAACAGCGGGUGCAGGAACUGGGCCACGGCUGCUCUCUGCUGGUCACCAAAGCCGGAGCUCUGCAGUGCUGCCCGACGGACAAUUACACCAAGAAGGAGCUGAUCGAUUGUGCACGGCGCGUGUCUGAGAAGGUGUCACACGUCCUGGCUGCUCUCCAAGCUGGGAACCGCGGCACUCAGGCUUGUAUCACUGCCGCCAGCGCCGUCUCCGGGAUCAUCGCCGACCUGGACACAACUAUCAUGUUUGCCACGGCCGGAUCACUGAACCGAGAGAACGCCGAAACCUUCGCAGAUCAUCGGGAAGGAAUCCUGAAGACGGCAAAGGCUCUGGUGGAGGACACGAAGGUUCUGGUGCAGAACGCCACCUCCAGUCAGGAGAAGUUGGCUCAGGCCGCCCAGUCUUCAGUCGGCACCAUCACACGGCUAGCAGAGAACGUUAAGCUGGGAGCGGCCAGUCUGGGCUCAGAAGACCCCGAGACUCAGGUGGUCCUCAUUAAUGCUGUUAAAGAUGUGGCCAAGGCAUUGGGUGACCUCAUCAGUGCCACCAAGGCAGCUGCCGGAAAGUCCAGUGAUGACCCGUCGGUGUACCAGCUGAAGAACUCUGCCAAGGUUAUGGUGACCAAUGUGACGUCUCUCCUGAAAACGGUCAAAGCCGUGGAAGAUGAAGCCACCAAGGGAACGCGGGCGCUGGAGGCCACCAUUGAGCACAUACGGCAGGAGCUGGCGACCUUCAUUUCCCCCGAGCCUCCUCCCAAGACCUCCACACCGGAAGACUUUAUCCGUAUGACCAAAGGCAUCACCAUGGCAACGGCCAAGGCCGUUGCUGCCGGAAACUCCUGUCGUCAGGAAGAUGUUAUCGCUACAGCCAACUUGAGUCGUCGCGCUAUCGCCGACAUGCUGCGUUCCUGCAAGGAAGCCGUCUAUCACCCCGAGGUCAACCAUGAUGUGCGUAUCCGGGCCACGCGAUUUGGCAAGGAGUGCGCUAUGGGCUACCUACAACUCCUGGAACACGUGUUACAGAUCCUCCAUAAGCCGACUGCAGACAUGAAGCAUCAGCUGACCGGGUUCUCCAAGCAAGUCGCGGGUUCCGUGACGGAGCUGAUCCAGGCCGCCGAGGCGAUGAAAGGCACAGAAUGGGUGGAUCCCGAGGACCCCACCGUCAUUGCCGAGAACGAGCUGUUGGGCGCAGCGGCAGCGAUAGAAGCAGCAGCCAAAAAAUUGGAGCAGCUGAAACCUCGUGCUAAACCCAAGCAAGCAGAUGAGAGUCUGAACUUCGAGGAGCAAAUCCUGGAGGCGGCCAAGUCCAUCGCAGCCGCCACCAGCGCACUCGUCAAAGCUGCGUCCGCCGCCCAGCGUGAACUGGUGGCCCAGGGCAAGGUUGGAGCCAUUCCAGCGAACGCUAUAGAUGAUGGUCAGUGGUCUCAGGGACUUAUAUCUGCUGCUCGAAUGGUUGCUGCUGCCACCAGUAACCUGUGUGAAGCGGCGAAUUCCGCAGUGCAGGGCCACGCCAGCGAGGAGAAGCUGAUUUCAUCUGCCAAGCAGGUGGCCGCAUCUACAGCUCAGCUUCUGGUGGCCUGUAAGGUGAAGGCCGACCACGAUUCGGAGGCCAUGAAGAGGCUGCAGGUUGCCGGGAACGCGGUGAAGAGAGCGUCGGACAAUUUGGUGAAGGCGGCAAAGAAAGCGGCAGCAUUCCAGGAACACGAUGAGACGGUGGUGGUGAAGGAGAAGAUGGUGGGCGGCAUCGCACAGAUUAUCGCGGCUCAGGAGGAAAUGUUACGGAAGGAGCGGGAGCUGGAGGAAGCUCGGAAGAAGCUGGCGAUGAUCCGACAACAGCAGUACAAGUUCCUUCCCUCGGAGCUCCGAGAGGAUUCGCAGAACUGAGCUCCGCCCCCUCCCUCUGACCACUGCAGGCGUAACCGGCUUCCCCCGCUCACUAAUCGUUCUUGCACACGUGCCUCCAGUAGCAGAGACUUUAUUAUCCAGCGGCAUGCUGGGUGUCGGGGCCACUCCUCCUCCUUUUUCCCAUAAUCCUGUGCUGUCCCAGUGGGCGGAGCUCGCCCACUCUCAGAUUACGUUGUAACGGUUCAUAUUGUACAGGCAGUGCCUUAUCGCCCUGACGCUGGCUGCUAACCCCCCCCCCCCCCCCCCAUCGUGCUUUAAUAUAUUAAUCUGUGCCUUGCUGACCCCCCUAUGCUCCUCCCAGUGCGCUGAGUGAGUGUCGUGUGAUUGGUGGAAUCUGUGUGUGUGUGGCUCUGUCGGCCCCUCCCCCCUCGUCUUCACCUCAAGUCUAUUUCAUGCCAAAAGUGCCUAAACGUGCAAUGCACAAUCAUAGUGUUACCGCCGCCGCGCGUCCCGCGUCAUUUCUAUGGAAAUAUCUAUUUUUAUUUUACAUUUGUUGAGAUUUCUAUGCUGUAUGUCGGACCGGCCGCGGUCCCCUUCCAAUGGCUCCACCAAAAAAAAGUGUUAUAAGCAAUAAAUAUUCUCACCUGGAGCUCCUC